This is a messenger RNA of Lepisosteus oculatus (spotted gar), 2051 nucleotides long. The record is from RefSeq and is a predicted model, not a curated record. Lineage: Eukaryota; Metazoa; Chordata; Actinopteri; Semionotiformes; Lepisosteidae.
CAAGCCAUUCCCAGGCAGUCUAUUCAGAUCAUCAAGAAGCAAUACGUACAAGGGAAGGAGCCUGAGGUUAUCACUAUUCACCCACGCAGUAUGUUCAUCUCAGAAGAAGGAUGGACCUUCUUAGCAGCAGAUUUCUCCCAGGUGGAGCUGCGUCUCCUGGCUCACCUGUCCUCCGACCCCGAGCUGCUCCGAGUCUUCCAGGAGCCCCUGGCCGCAGGAGAUGUCUUCAUCUCGCUGGCGUCUCAGUGGAAGGGGCUUCCUGAAGGCAAGCUGAAGCCGGAGGACAGGGAGCAGGCCAAGCGGAUCGUCUACUCCGUGGUGUACGGAGCAGGUAAAGAGCGCCUUUCUGAGAUACUUGGGCUGACUGCUGAGCAGGCCGGCCAGUUUGUGGACAGUUUUCUGCAGAAAUACAAACAGGUUCGGGCAUUUACACAGAAAACCAUCCAGCAGUGCCAAGAUCAAGGCUGUGUUGUAUCUAUCAUGGGGCGUCGACGCCAUCUUCCACACAUCCUGUCACCCGACUGGACCCUCCGAAACCAGGCAGAGAGGCAGGCUGUCAACUUUGUGGUUCAAGGCUCAGCGGCGGACCUGUGUAAAAUGGCCAUGAUCAGGAUUUUUUCUCACAUCGCGUCCUCCCCCACUCUCACUGCAAGGCUGAUUGCUCAGAUACACGAUGAGCUGCUGUUUGAAGUGGAAGACUCUCAAGUUGAAGAGUUUGCAGGAGUUGUACAAACCACUAUGGAGUCCUUGCAGCACAUUGAUUGUUUUGGAGUACAUCUGAAGGUCCCGUUAAGAGUCAUGCUGUCCAGCGGAAAGUCCUGGGGUUCGCUGGCUGAGCUGGCGAGACCGAGGAGCCUCCCCCAUCGGCUCUGAGCCCCGGCAGCCUCUCUCUGGUUCUCUGUCGCCAGGCAACCGCGCAGCUGCUGCUUCCAUCAGCGGCGCAUUCCUGAGAGGUCUCACUUUCCCUCUGUCUGUAGCCCGGGGCAACGGCGAGAGGACCAGACCGGUUUUCUCCAGUUUCUCUUUUCCUUUCUUUCUCCGUGGCAACUGCGAGGGGAGGGGAGGAGGGGGGUGCGUUAUACUGUCGUUCUCCUCAGCCCUGCUGCACAGGCACGGGGCUGAAGCGCAACUUAUCGGCCGUGCGUCGAUUUUUAAAAGGCAGCUAACAUUUCCAGAGGUGUUUUCUGUUCUAUUUAUAGAAGGUUCAUUGUUCCAAUAUACAAGAAAUCGCCGUCCAGAAAGAAGUGCUGUUAACUAGCAAGAAUUUCGAUAUCCAGUUUCCCUAGACCCCUGAAUGAAGAUGAGAAGGGCUGGCGAAUCUAAAAAAGCCAGAAAUCUGACAGGAGGUCCAGAGGCUUUAAUGUGUAUUCAUAUAACUCUUGUAGUACCGCAUUUUGGGUUUUUUUUCCUGUAUGUAUUCUUUCUCGGAUGUGUUUUCCCUUGACGGCAACAGCAGUUCUAACAGUCUAAAAGAGGGGUCUCCAGUCCUGGUCCUGCAGAACCACAGUCCAGUUAGUCUUCUAGGUCUCUCUACAAAAUGGAGAACAAAACAGGUGGCUUUUUUUACGAUUUGCUGUUGUAAAUUCAGUCCUCACACAUUUGCCUUGAUGAUUUUAGAAGGCAAGAAGCCGCGAUGUGCAGGAGCCAGUGACACGCUGUUGCUUGUGCUUGUCGCUGGCCUGCGGGUUGGGUCCUGAGACACGUUCCGCUCCAGAAGCCCGGGUGCUGCUGACCUCAUCCCCAGGUGUGACUAAUAUCCCAGGGUGAGAGAGCUCCUCUUCUCCCUGCUCCGCACUUGUUAAUCUCCUGCAGGAGCCUGAGCGUGACGCACCUGCAGCCCGCACACUGUCAAGAGAGGGGCCAGCAGCGAAAAGCGCCGCUGUUCCCUUGUCCCUUGCCUGCAGUGACAUCAGCACUUUCUUCUGGACAUGCACCAAAAUAAUUGUUGACAUUUACACUAUGCAAGCCCGUUGUGGAUCCUGUUAAAGCUGGAAGUUCUCGUUCUGGUUACCUGUUAGUGCGUUUUUCCUCAAUAAAGAUCCCUUGUGCAA